Chironomus riparius is the source of this 3021-nucleotide messenger RNA. The record is from the annotation of a GenBank genome assembly. Lineage: Eukaryota; Metazoa; Arthropoda; Insecta; Diptera; Chironomidae.
AGAAUUGUGCGCUAUUUUCACGUGGAAGUUCCUUAAGAUAUUUUCACAAAAAUAUAUUAUAAUUAUUUCAAUAAUGGCACGACAUCAGUUUUACCAAAGAUACUCUAAGCAACAAAUGGAAGAUAGUGAAUCAGAAGAAGAUGAAGAAACAGCACAAAAAUACGAUUAUGCAAAUAAAGAAACAAACAGAAAUCAACAUAAUAAUUAUGCUAGCAGUGAAGAUGAACAGCACAAAUAUCAGAGAUUUGACUCAACGGCAUCAUAUACAAGCGAAGAUGAACCAAAUCAAACACAAAAUUAUGCUAGCCAGCAAUCAGAAAAUGAGUCAAUAAGUUAUUAUAAUCCAGAGUCUUUUGAAGAGGAACAGCAGUCAUAUUAUGGUGCAGAAGCAAUUAAAAGAACAUAUUCAUAUACAAGUGAUGAGGCAGAUGAUGCUGUCUCUAAUAAACGACAAAAAUUAAGUGAAUCUACGGAAUCGCCAUAUCCGAGUGACAGUGAACCAAAUGCAAACAGUUAUGAGCCGUCCCGAUCAGUUCCUGAUGAUAAUAAUGGUCAAUCAGGAUUUUCGAGUUAUGAUAAUCUCUAUUCCGGUUCAUCACGUAAAAUGAUGGAAAAGAUGGGAUACAAAAAGGAUUGUGGUCUAGGAAAAUUAGGACAAGGAAGAAUUGAGCCAAUUAUUGCAAGUCAACAGAAAGGACGUCGUGGUCUUGGAUUAAAACUUGAUGAAUUGGAUAGAGCCGCUAAUAAUUGGGAUCCAGCAAUUGAACAAUUAUCGAUACCUGAAAAAGUUGAUUGGAUUGAUAAUAAUGAACCUGAUGAAAGCUUAUUAGAAUUAACAAUGGAUACUCUUAUUUCAUGGGUUCAAAGAGGUCCAAAAAAAUCAACGAUCGACAACGAAACAAAAUUUUGUGAUGAAGACGUUCUAAGACGUGUGCUAGAAUCAAAGAGUGUAUUUGAUAAAUUAGGUGCUGAAGACAUGAGACGCGCUCGAACAAAAUCAAAUCCUUUUGAAACAAUUCGUGGGAAUAUCUUCCUUAAUCGUGCAGCCGUAAAAAUGGCUAAUAUGGAUUCAAUGUUUGAUUUCAUGUUCUCAAAUCCAGUUGAUGAACUUGGAAAUGCUGUAAUUGGAAAUGAUGAUUUAUUAUAUUUUGCUGAUGUCUGUGCCGGUCCCGGUGGUUUUAGUGAAUACAUUUUGUAUCGUAAAAAAUGGGAAGCUAAAGGAUUUGGAUUUACAUUAAAAUCUGAAAAUGAUUUUAAACUGCAUGACUUUUUUGUUGGACCGCCAGAGACUUUCUCUCCGUUUUAUGGCAUCAAUGAUGAUGGAAAUGUUUACGAUCCUGAAAAUAUUAAAUCAUUUGAAGAACUUAUUAAGGAUCAAACAGAAUCAGGAGUGCAUUUUAUGAUGGCUGAUGGUGGUUUCUCCGUUGAAGGACAAGAGAAUAUUCAAGAAAUCCUUUCGAAGCAACUUUAUCUUGCACAGUGUCUUUGUGCAUUAACGAUUGUGCGAACGAAAGGACAUUUUGUUGUAAAAGUAUUUGAUCUCUUCACGCCAUUCAGUGUCUCAUUAAUUUAUUUAAUGUAUAAAUGCUUCUCAAAGAUUAGUAUUUGUAAGCCCAACACUAGCCGACCUGCUAAUUCUGAAAGAUAUUUAGUUUGCAAGUGGAAGAAACCAUAUACUGAUACUAUUCAACGUCAUCUUUUCGACAUCAACAAGGAACUUUGGAAGCAGAAAAAUACAGAGAAUAUGGAUGUUUUAGAACUAGUUCCAUUUGACGUAAUUCAAAAUGAUCAAAAAUUCUAUGACUACAUCUACGAUAGCAAUAAUAUAAUUGGAAAGAAUCAAAUUAUUGGCUUGAUGAAAAUAGCUGCUUAUUGUCACGACCAUGAAUUAUUAGAGACCCGUCAAUCAGACAUUCGUAAACAAUGUCUACAACUUUGGAAGCUACCGGAUGAGAGUCGUAAGAAGCCAAUUACAAAAAGUAGUGAGCAGAUUUGUGCACAAUUAUUGGAACCAAAAUGGUUAAAGGAAAAAUUCAUGAACGCACCAGAAAGAUUAUUAGAAUCUGUAGAGCAUUUAAAAGGACAUAUCCAUUCAGUACUUGAUUGGUUUUUUGUUGGCGUUGACGAUAUCGUAAAGUCUAGUAAAAGUCGUACAUUUUUCAUGUCUCGAGGACGAUUUGAUAUUCAUACUUACAACAUGUCAUCGAGUAUUUGGGAACCAUUAUGUAAUGAACAAUUAGAAAUGCCAGCAAAUACAUUGAUUUAUGGAGAACUUGUAAAGGAACUAAUUGGACAGGGUCUUUCACAAGUCUCAUCGACAGCAUUACACAUUAUUGAUGGAAUCAUUUUAGGCGGUAAAGAUAUUCGACAUUUGCCAUUAGCAGAACGAAAUCAAAUGUGCCAGAAAUUCGCAAGAGCAUUAACAAAGCCGUCACAAUGUAGUGACAAUAAGUCACUUCCAAUACGUUGUAAAAAGUUAUUUAAAUUGACCGAACUUGAGUCAUUUUUUGAACACUUGGUGCCUCGACGUCUCAAAGAUAAAAGCGAAAAAAUGGGCUACGAUAUUGGGCGAAACACAACAAAUCGUUUUCACAUCCCCCGUGCCCUAUUAUUGUUAAAUGAAGUUCGUAGUGACAAAAUGAGAUGCUUUUCAACGACACAAAAGAAAGUUUAUUAUUUUGACAAAACAACAAAGAAGACAGACUUUGCUGAAAACUUACAAGCCGCUGAAAAAUAUGCUUCAUUUAAAAACACAUUCACGAACCGUCUCAUUUGGAAAUUCGAAGUUCGUGAACAGAUUUUGGAACGCGUUGAGCCUUCACGUAAAAAACGAGAAUAUUUGUACCGUGAUGAUUUUAAUAACUUUGUUGAUGGUAAAACACCAAAAAUUUAUUGAUUGGUGCAUCAAUGAUUGUAAAAAUUAUUCUUUUAUUAUUUGUUAAUUUACAUUUAUUAUAAUGCAUAGCUUUAAAAUGAACGAAGAAUGAAGAAAUUUAAUAAUUAAAUAAAUGAAUAUCUAAG